ACUCAAUCUGCACUAAUCUACGACUCAGUUCAUUUAUUGGGUAAAGUUUUGAAAAACGUACACACUUACGAAAUACCCAAAAACAAUUGUGAAAAUAGUAAACCAUGGAAAUGGAAAAGCUCAAUCGUAAAUUACAGUCGACAAAUGCAAAUAGAAGGUCUCACUGGAUUUGUCAGUUUUGAAAAAAAUGGAUUCCGUCACACAGGUUUUCAAAAAACAUCAAAUUGGAAGUUUACAAGCAAAACAACAUUGAAUGUAAUUCGAGUGACCACACUACUAAAUGAGCCUUUUUUAAUGAACAAAAACAGUACAAGAGAGUUAAAAGGAAAUGAUCGUUAUGAAGGCUACAUCGUCGACUUGUUAAGUGAAAUAAGCAAACUCUUGAACUUUCGUUUCGAGAUCAACUUAGUAAAUGAUGGCCAGUACGGAGCAAUUAAUAGCAAAACCAACAAAUGGAAUGGAAUGAUCGGAGAAGUUUUAAGUGGCAAAGCUGAUGUCGCCGUGGCAGACUUGACCAUCAACUCAGACCGUGAACUGGCUGUCGACUUCACCCACCCAUUCAUGAUGACGGGCAUCUCGAUAGUGUACAAGAAUCCGCUGACAAAGGAGUCCUCAUUUUGGUCAUUUCUGUCGCCCUUCACUCCAACAGUGUGGCUCUAUCUGAUGACGGCAUUUGCUGGCAUUAGUUUGGUGCUCUUCUACGUUGGCCGUUUUACGCCAUAUGAAUGGACAAUUCGCAAUGCAUGUAGGCAUCAUCAGCACAUUCUGAAAAAUGACUGCAGCAUGCAAAACAGCUUCUGGGCAACAAUUGGUUCACUGAUGCUGCAAGGAUCAGAUAUUACACCAAAAACUCUUUCUACGCGUUUAAUCAUCUCAAGCUGGUACUUUUUCACCCUGAUCAUGGUGUCUUCGUACACGGCCAACUUGGCUGCGUUUCUCACCGUUGAGAAAACUCGCUUUCCAUUUAACACAGUUGAAGAGCUAGCAACGCAAAAUAAAAUUACUUAUGGCUGUUUAGCUAAUGGAUCAACGUACAAAUUUUUUACAAAUUCAAAUAUUCCGACGUACAGAGCAAUAGGCAACUUUAUGAACGCUCAUCCCUCAUUGAUGGCAGCCAGCAAUGCUGCCGGAGCAGAAAAGGUAGAUAAUGAGAAUGGCAAGUACGCUUUCUUCAUGGAAUCGGCCACAACUGAGUACAUGACCGAGCGAUUCUGCUCGUUGACGCAAAUCGGCGGCCUGCUCGACCACAAAGGCUACGGUGUCGCUAUCAGAAAGAACUCCAAAUUGCGUAAUCAACUGUCAGAAACUAUCCUCAAAUUGCAAGAGACGGGUGUUCUGCAGUCACUCAAGGACCGCUGGUGGAAGCAAAAAGGUGGCGGUCAGUGCUCGACAAAACCAGCUCAGCCGCUUGUUAAGUUGAACAUAUUCAACCUUGGCGGCGUUUUUGUUGUACUUGCGACUGGCACCAUCUUUGCAGUGAUCAUUGCAGUUGGGGAUAAUUAA
Messenger RNA from Rhagoletis zephyria (snowberry fruit fly), 1503 nucleotides. The record is from RefSeq and is a predicted model, not a curated record. Lineage: Eukaryota; Metazoa; Arthropoda; Insecta; Diptera; Tephritidae.